ACUUGACCGCUGCUGUUCGAAGAGUUCGAAGACCGAGCAAAACUGAGCCCAACAAAACAAAAACUGACCGGCACACUUCAUUCACAUUUGCUCACGGACUCAUUCUUAUCACCGGAGGUAGAAUGACACUACCGAAAUGAAGGCUGCUGUGAUGAUAAUGAGCAAUUCUUCUUGCUCCAUCGUGGUCAUCUCUACAUGUUAUGAAGCCUAGCACCUCCUCUGCUCAGUUUGUGGGUCAGUCUGCUGCUGAUGACCUCAUGGAUGAUUGGGUCUUUUUCUCUACUGAAUCAGCUGUUUCCCAGGGCCUAGAAGAGAGCAGAGAUGACCAGGAGGCAGAGGACACAGGCAGAUUCAAAGACAAGUUGGUCUCAGCAUGGAACAGCGUCAAAUACGGCUGGACCUUGAAGCAAAAAUCUAAAUUUAGCAAGCGCUCUCCUGUGUUCAUGCUGGGGAAAUCCUAUGAGCUCAAAGAUGAAGUAGAUCAACAGCAUUUCCGUUGCUGCUUUGCAUCGCUCCUGUGGUUUACAUACAGACGAGGUUUCCGUCCGCUCCCCGGCUCCUCUCUGACCACCGACAGCGGUUGGGGUUGUGUUCUACGCUCCAGCCAGAUGCUGCUGGCACAGGGCCUGCUACUGCAUCUGAUGCCACCAGGUUGCACCUGGUCUGGGAACCAACGUGUUGUCAAAGAUGACAUGGACCUGAUUCACUCUGUGAACGAUGGAUUUAGUUCGAGUGAAAGGGAAAGCAAGAUAAGUCGACAUUUGAGCUGGGGGUCCAUCCUGGAUAGACCCGUGGAGAGUACACACAGAAUGAUUUUACGCUGGUUUGCAGACAACCCCACAGCUCCCUUUGGCAUACAUCGGCUUGUAGAACUGGGCAAAAGCUCAGGGAAGAAGGCUGGGGACUGGUAUGGUCCGUCCAUUGCGGCACAUAUCCUCCGGAAAGCUGUGGAAGCUUCAGUAGUGGACCUUCCCAAUCUAGUUGUGUAUGUAGCACAAGAUUGCACCAUCUACCUGCAGGAUGUGAGGAAGUUGUGCGAACGGCCUAACCCUCAGCACUGGAAAUCUGUCCUCAUCCUGGUUCCUGUGCGUCUUGGCGGGCAAGAUCUCAAUCCGUCCUACAUCACCAGUGUCAAAAAACUCUUGAUGUUGGAGUGCUGCAUCGGGAUCAUUGGCGGCAAACCAAAGCAUUCUUUGUUCUUCGUUGGCUUCCAGGAGAACCAUCUGCUGUACUUGGACCCUCACUACUGUCAGCCCACAGUGGAUGUAACAAAUAACUUUCCCUUGGAGUCGUUUCACUGUAAGAAUCCCAGGAAAAUGCCUUUCUCUCGCAUGGACCCCAGCUGCACCAUUGGAUUUUAUGCAAAAGGACAAAUGGAGUUUGAGUCGUUGUGCACAAGUGUUAAUGAGGCUGUGUCAGCGUCUGCAGAGACAUAUCCCAUGUUUAUAUUUGAAGAAGGAAAAACACGGGAGGAAGCGAGAGCAAACACACCCACGCACAGCGUCACCUUCCUACAGAGGAAGACCCAACUGGGAAGAGUUGAUACAAACAGCAGCAUGGACGAGUUUGUUCUAUUGUAAACAUAAAAAGCUCAUCUCUGCCCUGAUGGAGGUCCUUCACUGAAUUUUCAACAUAGCAUUUUGCACUUUUUGGAAAUUACUGAGCAUAAGAACAUUGUCCUCAUCAUUCGCACACAGUGAGGUAGAUGGACUCCUUAGUAGUUUCAUGGGAAGUGUUUAUGCAUCAGUACUGAGAAUGUUAUAUUUUAUUGCAGUUUGUAUUUAUUUUAUUUUUUUAGAGGUAAAUACUUUAAUAAUUUCAUCAACUCUCAUCAUCCUAAUUGACUUGAGAUCAGCCAAAUAUCCAUGAGGUCAUGGCCCUGUGUGCUACACUUCAAGUCGACUGUGAUUGAUUUCGCACAAGUGAAUAGAUUAAUUUUUCUGGAAUGGGUUUUAAAAAGUUACUCUCACUGGAAAAUGAUGAGAUUUACUGAAAAUGUUACAAGUUGGCUUGUUUUUUUGCUGUCUAAAUAAACAGAUUAGG
Molecule: messenger RNA, 2043 nt
Organism: Neolamprologus brichardi
Lineage: Eukaryota; Metazoa; Chordata; Actinopteri; Cichliformes; Cichlidae
Product: cysteine protease atg4da-like
Biological process (GO): piecemeal microautophagy of the nucleus; C-terminal protein lipidation; aggrephagy
Cellular component (GO): cytoplasm
Molecular function (GO): cysteine-type endopeptidase activity; protein-phosphatidylethanolamide deconjugating activity
Source: RefSeq, a predicted model, not a curated record